CACAAUCAGGGUUUUUAGUCCUGAAGGUAUUUGCUGCAAUUGAUCAUUCACUCCUUCCUGGAGUACUUUUUAUUCUCUUUGGCUUCUGGAACAUCAUACUGUCCUGAUUUUUUUCUUAACUUCUGAAUGUUGCAAUAAUCAAGUAAUUUCUCUCCAUUCUUUGUCUUUAAAUAAAAUCUGUAUGCUGAUAUCUCCUGCAUGCAUAUCUUCAGCUCUGACCUUUUCCCACCUCUCCAGAAUAAUCUAUACAACUGACUAUUUCAUUGUCUCCCUUCAGUGCCUACUAAGUCAUAAGGCAGAGUUUUUGCUGUUACCUUAUGAGCUAGAAUCUAGAGUGCAAAAUCUUACUGCUUUCUUCCCAGCACAUGUACAAACCUAUAAAUGAUGCCAAUAAACACAGGGGAAAGUGUUCCCAAUACUUUAGGCACAGAUAAGGAAUUAAAAUCUGAUUGUUUAAUUUAGUAUAUCUUAGGUUGAUAGGUACUAGGAAAACAUUAAGCAGAGAAUUUAAAAAUUCUCUUUCCCUUAUAAUAAGCACCAAAAGUAUGGGUGUGGGUGAAUAUAAAACCAGUCAAGGGGGAUGUGCUAUAUGAGAAGAAUUCAAUACCUUUAGGAAUACUAUUUUAAAGAGGGAAGAGAAGAAGAGUUAUUCAUGAAGAAAACUGAGAGAAAAGUAAAAUAUAUAAUGUUCACUAAGCAGAAAAAAAAAUGUGUGAAUGUGAGAAAGAUGAGAAAGCAAAUGUCAAAUAGGAAUCUCAAACACAGUAAGAAGCAAGAAUCAGCCAGGUAUGGUAGCACAUGCCUGUAAUCCCAGCGGCUUGGGAGGCUGAGGCAGGAGGAUCACAAGUUCAAAGCCAGCGUCAGCAAAAGCAAGGUGCUGAGCAACUCAUUGAGACCCUUUCUCUAAAUAAAUACAAAAAAUGGGGCUGGGGCUCAGUGGUCAAGUGCCCCUGAGUUCAAUCCCUGGAACCUCCGCUUCCAAAAAAAGAGAAGCAGCAGCAAGAAUCCCUUCAAACAAUGUCUAGCCCAUGGAAAAAUGACAAACUACAAGCACAACCAUUUUUCUGACAAAAUUUAAUAUUUACUGAAUUGUAUUCUUACCAAUUGAAAUAUUUAUUAAAUUCUGGUCUUUGCCAUUUUUCAUGUUAUCCCUGCUUUACAUUUUUAUAUUCUUGUCUGCUGUUGAUCUUGGACUCUUUUCAACCCUCCCUGCAUAGCUUUUCUGGCUUGAUACACAAGCUGCCUUUCCAGCUCACAACCCUUGGCUUCACGCCUACCUUGUGGCCCCUCUGUAAAUUAACUCACUAAUGCUGUGCAAACUGGCCCUAAAACCUCCCUGACCACCCAUGUGCUGUCCUGAAAAGCAGUUUCUACAAGGGGCUUAAAAUAUUUGUAUGUGAAUGUAUAAUAUAAUAAAUUAGCAUAUACAAAUAUCUAACAUUCUAGAAACUAGGAAUAUGUAUAUAAUUAAGAAAGGUUAAUAAAACAAGUUUUGUGUAGAAUUGGGUUGCUAUCAAGAGGAUCUAUAGGAAGAUAGGAUGUGCUGAUCUGCUUAUGAAGAAUACUUAGAAAAGUAAAGUGAUCUAUAAGGAGAGAAAUAUAGAAAGAUACAAAAUACAAUAUGUAUGUAUAUACAUACAAUGUGUAUAUAGUGUAUGUGUAUGUAUUUGUGUGUGUAUAUAUAUGUAUAUAUAUGUGGGUAUGUAUGUGUACAAGCACUCUGGUAAGUGCUAGGAUAAGGGGAACAGAAUAUGAAAGUUCAGAGUCAAGCAAGGACUCGUAUAGUCAGCUUUUGAACUCAAUCUGAAGGAUACAAAGGAAUUUGGGCAUAAAACAAAAGAAAGAAAACUUUACAGAUCAGGAAUACUUACACAAAGAAAAGGAAUGUUGAGAUGAUACUUUAGGAGUUCUUCAUGCGCUUUGGAUUCUGAUCCUAGAUUGCACUUCCUAACUCAUGUUCCCCUUUUGAUAUCUUCUGUCUCACUCUCUUUAAAUGGGUUCAUUUUAUUCAUUUCUUUCACACCUUGUACUUCUACUCCAUUGAUUUUUUUUUCCUAUACUGCCUAACUCUCCUAUUUUUUUCUCUUCCUAUAUUUUUUUGCCAGAUACCAGGACCUUCUUUAAUAACAUCAAUAUAUAUUGGUUCCACAUUUGAUCCAAAGAGCUAACUUCUGUGAUAUUACAUGAGUCACCUUCAAUUUCUUUUUUUUUUUCCCCCUCCAGCGUGGAAGAGCCAUCAUAAGACCACAAAGUCAACUCAAACACAGGACUCUUCAUUUCAGAGAUUGAUAAUGAACCGAUCCAGAAGGAAUGGACUUGGACCCUUGGACUUGAAAUCAGAAAAAUCAUGCAUAUAUGAAGGCAAAUUAGAGAAAAAACAGGAAAAAAAGGAAAUUUUUCAGAUAGUUUCAGUCACCCACAAAAAAACCUUAAUUGUAGAAAGAAGCCAUAAAAAUGUUGAAUUUAGCCAGAACUUCAACCCAACGUCAGUAGUUGUUAGGCAACAGAUAGUUCCCAGAGAGAAACCACCACCAAAAUGUGAAAAAAAAGGAAACACUUUGAAACAUAAUUCAAAUUUACCUAAUCAGCCAAAAAUGACAGCAGAUAAACGCUAUCAAUGUAGUAUGUGUGAGAAAACCUUCAUUAAUACUUCAUCCCUUCGUAAACAUGAGAAAAAUCAUAGUGGAGAGAAAUUAUUUAAAUGUAAAGAAUGUUCCAAAGCCUUUAGCCAAAGUUCAGCUCUUAUUCAACAUCAAAUAACUCAUACCGGAGAGAAACCUUACAUAUGUAAAGAAUGUGGGAAAGCCUUCACUCUCAGUACAUCCCUGUAUAAGCAUCUAAGAACCCACACUGUGGAGAAAUCCUACAGAUGUAAGGAAUGUGGUAAGUCCUUCAGCCGAAGGUCAGGGCUUUUUAUACAUCAGAAAAUCCAUGCUGGAGAAAACCCUUAUAAAUAUAAUCCAGGUAGGAAAGCAUCUGGUUGCAACACAUCCCUUCCUGGUCAAAGAGUUCAUCCCAGAAAAAAGUCCUAUUUGUGUAACGAAUGUGGCAACACCUUUAAAUCUAGUUCAUCCCUUCGUUAUCAUCAGAGAAUUCACACCGGAGAGAAACCUUUCAAAUGUGGUGAAUGUGGGAGAGCCUUCAGUCAGAGUGCAUCACUUAUUCAACAUGAACGAAUUCACACUGGUGAAAAGCCCUAUCGAUGUAAUGAAUGUGGAAAAGGCUUCACAUCUAUUUCACGACUCAAUAGACAUCGAAUAAUUCAUACUGGUGAGAAGUUUUAUAAUUGUAAUGAAUGUGGCAAGGCCUUAAGUUCCCAUUCAACUCUUAUCAUUCAUGAGAGAAUUCACACUGGAGAGAAACCAUGUAAAUGUAAAGUGUGUGGGAAAGCCUUCAGGCAGAGUUCAGCUCUCAUUCAGCAUCAGAGAAUGCACACUGGAGAAAGACCCUACAAAUGCAAUGAGUGUGGGAAAACAUUCAGGUGUAACUCAUCCCUUAGUAAUCAUCAGAGAAUCCAUACUGGAGAGAAACCCUAUCGAUGUGGGGAAUGUGGGAUGUCAUUUGGCCAAAGUUCAGCCCUUAUUCAACAUCGAAGGAUUCAUACAGGAGAGAAACCCUUUAAAUGUAAUACAUGUGGGAAAACUUUUAGACAAAGCUCCUCACGUAUUGCACACCAGAGAAUUCAUACAGGGGAGAAACCCUAUGAGUGCAACACAUGUGGGAAACUUUUCAACCACAGGUCAUCCCUUACUAAUCACUAUAAAAUCCAUAUGGAAGAAGAACCCUAAAAAGUACAUUUGCAUGUGUAAAAGCCUUAAACCAAAGCUCAUCAGAGAACACAUACUUCAAGAGUGAUGUAAUAAAUAUUGAAAAAGCCUAUAAUCAUUUAGUGCCCAUUAGCUAUCAAAUCCCAUGGACAAAUCUUGAUUAUGUAAUAGCUAAAAGGAAAGCAUUCAUGCCUGUCACUUUUUAAAAUAACCUGAGAAUUCAUAAGUGAAGACACUAACUUUGGGCAUUUGUAAAAUAAAAGGUGUUUGAUUUUCCUCUUUCCUACAGCAGUGUAGUCUAGCUAUCACAUGUGAUCAUCAUAAACAUCAAGUGGGUAGGGAUUUCUCUGGUUUUCUCAUAAAAACACCAAACUCUACACUGGUGAUAUUUUUUAUAACAUUUUAGUAGCAUAUGAGUGAAUGAAUCAAAGAAAUUAUACGUUUUUAAUGAAAAGGACCAAAAUAAAAGAUUAAAAUAAACUGUAAACUACCUCUCA
Molecule: messenger RNA, 4264 nt
Organism: Ictidomys tridecemlineatus (thirteen-lined ground squirrel)
Lineage: Eukaryota; Metazoa; Chordata; Mammalia; Rodentia; Sciuridae
Source: RefSeq, a predicted model, not a curated record